Messenger RNA from Megachile rotundata (alfalfa leafcutting bee), 4731 nucleotides. RefSeq lists its product as uncharacterized. NCBI's taxonomy places the organism in Eukaryota, Metazoa, Arthropoda, Insecta, Hymenoptera, Megachilidae. The record is from RefSeq and is a predicted model, not a curated record.
UUCGUGGCUCGGAAACUUAUGAUGCCAUAUGGGACACGUCCGAGUACGGAAUAAUUUAUGAUAGCUUUCUUAAAACGAUGCUGGGAUUCCAGUUGGUGAAGCGUGCGUAUAAACGAGGAUUGAUUGCAUCCUCUCGCUCUGUUGCGCGCGUGUUCGUACACGCAGCAGAUUGUUUAAAACGAAGGCACGAUGAUUACGGGGCCCGAUCGACUCUUGGAACGUGCGAAACGAUUAUUUAAAUGUCGCGUACACAAGUUCAGACUUCGAUUAUCGACCUGCUUCGGGGGGGCACUAUGCAGACCGAGGAAGUCGUGCCUCGUGCACAAUCUACUGGGAUAGACAGUGGCCCCACAGACAGCACCACUCUGCAGCAUCAUCUGCAUCAUUCGUCGCACAUAAAGUGUCCGUUGCCACCUCUGCUCCACAUGGCGGUCAAACAGGAGCCACAGGAGGAGGAGGAGCGAAGUCGUGACACGAAUGCGUUGAGUCCACAAGUAGAUGCAGACACGUCACUGACGUCUGUUGACGGCAAACAUGGCCACGGACACGAAACGGAUUCGACUCAGGAGCUGGAGGAAAAUUCAGGGCAGACGGUUUCAGAUCUCACCAAUAGAGGAAGACCAAGUCGUGGUCGCAGAAAGUCGCGAUGGAAGUUGAAGUUCCACCACCAGGCGUUGCCUCCGGAGUACCUGGACCACUACGAGGCGUCGUUAGCCCAGGAAGCUUUAAACGCAUCCCCGACGCACGUUGUGGAGCCCACGAUCCCAAGUCCAGCUCCGACCAACUCGACCUCGAUCCCGAGUCCCAUAGCCGACGUGCAUGGUUGGUUGCAGCGGAUCGCCGCGAUGCAACAGGAGCUGUGUCCCCAGAUUCCGUCCCCGCAGUGUCCCCAAGGCAACUCGAAUCAGCCAUCGGGCUCCAGGAGGUCCGUGAUCACCUCCACCUCGUCCCACGCGUUCAACGCGACCCACAACCACAAUCAGCAGCAGUCACAGACAUCCGGCAGGCCACCGAUGAAAUACUCGGACUUGCCAUACAUGGGCGAGAUCACGCUGGACAACAGCAAACCCAGAAGAGGCAGGAAACCGAAGAAAGCGGACAUUUGCCAUCUGAUUUACAAGAACUACGGCACCAUACUUCCUGGGACACCUGGCCACGAGGAGAAGAGGCUGUCCCCCAGGGACAAGCUCGACUGUCGCGAGAGAAUUUCGCCUCAGAUACCGUUCCAGAGAACGGACGUCCAGAACAGGAUCAGCAGCCUGUUGGAGAAGAGACUGACCCAGGAGUCCCGUCGGACGUUCGGGCUGCUGGAGAACUCGAAGGAGCAGGACGAGCCUUUGAAUCUCUGCAUCAGAGACCUGAACCAGUUGAAGAUCAGGCUGCUGCGAAAACACGGUAAUGUGUACGAGUCGGGGCAGGUGAAGAGCGACACCUCCAGCGACGGUGAAGAGGUGGAGUGUAUAGGUACGACGUACCCUUCAGAGUCGGCCUACCACUCGUUGGACCCCCUCGGUCGCAACAGCAAUAACGUGAAUCACAAUAACAACAUUAUCGACCCAAUGUUGAGCGCUAAUCCCGGAUUCGUCUAUUGGCCGAAUGCUGGAGUGUUCAUUCACCCGAUGGCGCUGCAGUCGCAGCUGCUCUACUACCAGAAGAUGGCUCAGAACAAGUGUUAUCCCAGGACGAUAGACCAAGCUCCAAAGGAGCAAAAGAUCGUUCCUAAGUCCAUCUACUCGAUGCUGGAGACGAAGAGUCCUCCUCUGGUCACUCCAUCGACCCAGCCGGCACCACAAACGGUUCCUGUACCGCCUCCUGUUUCGCCCAGACCCAAAAGGAACGCGCCUAUUGGCCAGUCUCAGGGCCAGCCGACGAAACGAAAACGUUCCGCCAUAUUCAUACCCCCGAUGCCCACGGAGAACAACAACAACCCCGCGACGGAGGUGAGCAUAUGCAAGUUCAAGUUCACCGGAGGAGCGAAACCGAGUCUUCAGGAGAAGAAGAGUCUGUCGGUGGACUCUGGUGGCAACUUCAGGUACUACAGCGGCACCGGUGACAAAAGCAUGAGAGGUUACGAGUUCUUCCCCAGGGAAGCUUUACAGCAGUCCGCCGGGCAGUCCGGCUCGUCGACCGGGGCGUUUCUGAAUGCAGCCGGCGAGCGGAUCCAGUCGACACCCUGUCAGAGGAGCAGCAACCAAGAAGAGGGUCGUCGUAAGAGGAAGACGAGGAAGUCUCUACAAAGGGAGAAACUCGAGCAGACGUUCAAGGAGAAGGGUUUCCUCAUCCAAACGCAACAGCUGGAGUCCGCCGAAGGAGCCACCUACUGCAAGUUCCGGCAACUCCGAAAGUUCACCAGGUAUCUGUUCAGAAGCUGGAAGGACUAUCUUCCGGGUAAUGUGCGGGAGCUGACGGGUACCACGGACGCUGGGGUCGACCCUGACGCUGAUGUCGAAAGCGACACCAACGUGUUACCCUCGCCGGUGCCUCAUCCUAACAUGGUCGACGUGUCCACCGGGUUCGUCGACGAACACCGAGCUCUACCGCUCACGUUACCCCCGAUGCCCACGGAGAACAACAACAACCCCGCGACGGAGGUGAGCAUAUGCAAGUUCAAGUUCACCGGAGGAGCGAAACCGAGUCUUCAGGAGAAGAAGAGUCUGUCGGUGGACUCUGGUGGCAACUUCAGGUACUACAGCGGCACCGGUGACAAAAGCAUGAGAGGUUACGAGUUCUUCCCCAGGGAAGCUUUACAGCAGUCCGCCGGGCAGUCCGGCUCGUCGACCGGGGCGUUUCUGAAUGCAGCCGGCGAGCGGAUCCAGUCGACACCCUGUCAGAGGAGCAGCAACCAAGAAGAGGGUCGUCGUAAGAGGAAGACGAGGAAGUCUCUACAAAGGGAGAAACUCGAGCAGACGUUCAAGGAGAAGGGUUUCCUCAUCCAAACGCAACAGCUGGAGUCCGCCGAAGGAGCCACCUACUGCAAGUUCCGGCAACUCCGAAAGUUCACCAGGUAUCUGUUCAGAAGCUGGAAGGACUAUCUUCCGGGUAAUGUGCGGGAGCUGACGGGUACCACGGACGCUGGGGUCGACCCUGACGCUGAUGUCGAAAGCGACACCAACGUGUUACCCUCGCCGGUGCCUCAUCCUAACAUGGUCGACGUGUCCACCGGGUUCGUCGACGAACACCGAGCUCUACCGCUCACGUGAAACCUGCAAAUUGCUCCCCGAGGCGAUCGGUCGACUUUAACUUGACGUUGCUGUUGAUGGCUUCGUGCGCUGGCUAUGGGGAGGAUUCGAGAAUGUACGUAGUCAGGUUGAGAGGUGGUUUAACUCUGGGCUAGGAUUACUAGGGAUACGCAGACGUCUUUUUAGUAUGUGAUCUCUGGAAGAAUACUGAAAGCUACACAUGUGUGUUUGUUAAGAUUGAUCAUGUUUUGUCCACGAUUGGUCACAUGUAUCAUUUGGAAGAGGAAUUGAAUUCCUGGAGAAUUAUUUAUUUACUAAAAAGUUAGGUUUUUGGCUGUUAGAGGUCUCUGUCUAGAGCUCAUCUUGUGCAUGUGUGCAUAUGAAGGUUGCACAUGGUUUGUCAACUCGGUUAGGUAUUAAAUGGCUAAAAGUAGAGAUGAUUCAUAUCUUACAUUUUAUAUUCAGCUAAUUAUUAUGCAACAACCAGUCCAUUCAUUAUCAUAUUUAACCACAACUUCGGUUUGAAAAUUAGCAAUAUAUUGACGAAAGUGUGUUAAACGUGAUGGAAACUUUUGCGUAUCCCUAAUAUUUCUAUUCCUGGUCAAGAAUCAACGACGGUUUGGUUAUGCGAGGAUCAUAAGGAAUUUAUAAAAUAUAUCAUAUGCGUUUAUAGUCCACUUGAAUCGUGGACUGCAUAUAUGUGUUCAUAGUAUAAAGAAGAAAGUAUGGUCGGAAGACUUGUGGACCAUACAUGGUUUAUCUGACGACUGAUAUCGCGAUUUUAUGGGGUUCGAAAUUCUGUAAAUGAUAUUACCCGUCUGACGCAUGGAUCUUAUCGCGUUGGAAGAUGUGAUUUAGAAUGAUUUACGACGGACAAUGAUCGAUUGAAAUUCUGUGAGUUUAAAAAAUAAAGAAAGCUAUUUAACUGGAAUUCUAAAAAUCAGGGUGAAAGGUUGAAGCAAUCUGAUAUUUUUGUAAUGAAAUUUUUUAAUCGCGUACAAUGGAUCUGCGUAAAAAUCCAAAGGUGGCAGUGUAACUGCAAAACUAUUAAAUGGUUAACAAUCGAAGGCGAAAGACAAUCGCGUAACUUUCACUAUACAUUCGUGAAAUAAAUAGGUGACCAUUAAUGUCAUAACAGCUAAAUAUCAGCGUGUCACAUAGCAUGUAAAGUGCGCCCACGUGAAUCACGUGUACAGGGUGCUCGCUAAAACGUUUAUUAGGUUGGCAAUUAAAUUUGCAAUUUUUUGCAUAUCUUGGUUGAACGUCUUCAAGGUUGCUGCCAUAUACGUUUCUCUUACAGAAGUAUUUAGGAAUGGGAAUGGCCAUAUAAGGGGACGUUGUCUUUCAUUUUUAGUUGUAACGUAUUUUACAAAUGUUAAGACGAUUAUGUUAGGUAGUUUUGAAAUUUAUUUUGAGUAUUUAAGAACUGUCAAUUUGAAAUGAGGGAAAUUUAGAGUAAUGUGAUUGUUAAUUACUGUGUAAUUGUAAUAUAAAUUAUGGUAUGUAUUACAGUGUAAGUUAUUAUAAAAAUUGCAAUAUAAGUUGCAGUAGA